AGGGAGUGGGCGAUACAGCAAUUUAUUGCAUCGAUCCUGUACUAAGUUAAUGCAAGGCUAGUGUUGCCUUUACCGGAAAAUGUUUAACAUUAGCUGAUUUUGCACUUCGUUCGUUGAUUAUGAUUAUACCACAGGUACCCCCCCAGAAAAUGAUUUAUAGAAAUAAAAAUAAGCUCAUUUGUCAACAACAUAUACUAUAAAUGAAUAUACGCACAAUAUAAUACAAUGUAACAAUAUCAACAAAAUAAUUAUAUUACAUACAGUUUUAUCACAACACAAUAUUGUCUCUCUUUCAUAUCAUUUAGCUUUUUGCCUCCAGUACACAACUGUACUACCGAUAUCAUCGCGUCAGUAUCGAUUCGACAAUGCUAACACCCAUACAUGUUUGGAUCGAUCCGCUGACCCCGCUACCACCCAAAUAAAUUGAAGAAUGGGGAUGAACUAUCCGUUUUAUAAUUCCGUUCCUGUUUUAUGUGGAAAAAGUGAACGAAUGCCACCGAUUUUCGCUCAUUUAGGCCAACAAAUGACAUUUACUUGGGGAAAAUGCGGUGCUCUCGAGCCAGCAAGCUAGCACUAGCUAGUACGACAGCAUCGUAAAACAGGACGCUAACCCUUCACAGAUGUUCUACUUUCUUGUGUUACCACAAAAAAAUGAAACUUACACGUUAUUCACUGGGACGACAAUAACGAUCUGGAACAUGCCACAAGACGCUACGUAUUCAAAUUAAACAGCACGACGCAAAGAUUCUCCACAGUAUUCUAUAACAAUGGAUCCGAGCUCCAGUGCCUCUGCUGGUCCAGCUGCUUUGACCGCCCAAGUGUGUUUCCCAGCUGCCCGUGCUGCCGUUUUGGACAACCUGAAUCGCCAGCGAGAGGAAGGCAGGCUCUGUGACCUCUCCAUCCAUGUUCAAGGGAAAGUGUACAAGGCCCACCGCUGUGUGCUCGCUGCAUCCUCACCGUACUUCCAUGACCAGGUGUUACUCAAGAAUGUGACAGCAGUUUCUCUCCCGUCAGUCAUGGACCCAGUGGCCUUUGAGAGCGUGCUCAGUUCAGCAUACACCGGCCAGCUGAGCAUUGUCCAUGAUGACAUCGUCAACUAUGUCACGGUGGCCAGUUUCCUCCAGAUGUGGCACAUUGUGGACAAAUGCACGGAGAUCCUAAAGAGGCCGCGGCCCUCAGCAGAAGUAACCCAGCCAGAGGCCUCGGUAACUCAUCCUGGUAGCGCACCCAGACAGCAGUCUCCCAGCAGCACUGACUGUUUGUAUGUAGAGCGAGAGGGACGAAGGAAGGAGGCCAAACCGGACGCCUUGCCUCCUUUAGCUACAUGGCGGCGUCCGCAGCAGUUCUCAAGAUGGGGUGUCUCACGGCUGUCAUCGUCGGCUCAGCACAUAGCCGACUCCCAGCUCGAUGCCCUCCCCAGCUUCGCGGAGAGCGAUUACACCUGCUGUGAAGAAACAUGGACGUUAAACCAUGUUAAAAGUGAACAAUUCGGCCACAGUAGCUCGGGUGCUGAGGCACUGAAGCAGAAAGUCAGAUGUCAGCCUCGAGGAGCUUUGCAGAGCGCCGACAGGCUGCUUGAUAAGAACAUUGAUGGUGGUGAGGGUGAUGAAACACCAGAGAAGAAGAAGAAGAAUGAGAAACGUGCAAUUGAGGCUGAUGAGGGAGUCGGAGAAGCGGUGAUGGAGAAAAAGGAAGACUUUGCACAAAUGGGUCACUGCGACUUCCAGCCAAUGUUAAUGGAGAAUGAGGACGCCAGAAGAGCCACAGUGAAGGUGAGUGUGGAGGACAUAAGAGAUAAAGCGCAGAGGGGCACAGACUUGUACAGUGUUCAUGCUUGCCAGAAAGGGGAAAGCACUUUGGUUGCCAACUGCACGGUUCCAGCCCGGGUGCAGUGGCAGGCUGGGUCCUGGUCUCAGCAAGAGUCCAGACCACCCGAGGGGGCUGGGGGCAGUAAAUCUGAGGAAGACUUUGAAUGCCUCGCAGAAGGGAGUUACAACCGUGACACCUAUGAUGAGAUUGAGGAUGGGACAGGCCAGGUUUCCCAGAGGCCUCUCUUGCCUGCGUCACCUGAUUUCAGCAUGGCGAGCGCCGGCAUGCUCAUGGCAGCUAGCGGUUCAUCAUUAACCCCUGCCUCCAGUCGCCAUUUGUCACCUCCCUCCGCCACGCUCCCGCCGCCUUCUUCACCCCCAACGCCAUCGUCGUCGUCCUCAGUCACAAUGGCCAGCGCCCCGUACUCGGGCAAAGUGCAUUUCUGUCACUGCGGCAAAGCCUUCACCCUGAAGAGCAUGCGCGACCGCCAUGUUAAAAUGCAGCACCUCAACCUGCGACCUUUCGGCUGCCCCGUUUGCACCAAGUCAUUUAAGAUGAAGCAUCAUCUCACCAAGCACCUUAAGACCCACGGAGGGUUACGACCCUACGAGUGCGGCGUGUGUGGGAAGAAGGUCGUCUGGCGGGACAGCUUCCUGAGGCACCAGGCCAGAUGUGAGAGGGUUGCGUCCUCCAACGGCAACACAAGCUCAGCUCAGGCCAACGUGGACGACAGCUGCGGUUACGCACUCGACGGCGGAGACGCCUUUCUCACUAUGGGAGGGCAAGUGAAAGUGGAGGUGGAUUUCCACAGGGAAAUGGACGGGAUGAGUGGGUUGUUGGGAAGUGUGUCCGGGAUUGUGGAUGAGUUAAGAACUCAGAACUUGGACACCGGUGCUCAUGUUUACAAAGAGGAGGCGAGUGAAAGUUUUAGUGAAACAAAGUAGUUACACGAGUGUGACGACUUCUUUACACUCUAACAAGAAAACAGUGAAUUAUUUCUAAAUGCUGAUUUUUAAAAUGGUUACUUAACAAAUGCUGCCAUUUGAUGCGAGUCUUAAUGAUCGGCAUGCUGGAGGGGCGAUCUCAUGACUCUAAUUAUUGACCUUUUUUGUUUACGUCUUUAGUACAUGCAUUCAUGUACUGUCAAGUCAGAGCGGAAGUCAUGUUUAGGGGGUUAUUCAGUGUUUUUAUUCAUUUCUUUCUCCCACUUUGUGUCCACCUGGGACCUCCCAUGAAAAACAGCAGAAAGACCAUAGAAAGGGCACAAGGUCCUGAACAUGGCGUACAUGUGGGGAAAAAAUAGAUUCAAAUUCUUUCCAGUAUGGCGUAGCCCUACUUUUACACACAGAGACGUUUUUGUGUGCCUAUCUCUGUGCUUCCUUUAUUCUUCUUAGAAGCAUUUUUAUGUUUCAUCUAUGAUGGGGAAUACUUCAGAUUUCACAUCACAGUGUAAUGUAGCAGCUCAUGCUGCACAUUCAUUGUAAAUAUUCAUUCUUUUAAAGACUCCUUUUGCGCAUGAAUUAUUGUUUGUCGACAAAAAACGGAAUACAGUUUUACACUGAAUGAUAAUUGGUGGCUUUUUUGAAGUUUGGCUCACCAGUCAAAUUGCUUGACUAUAGACAAUAAGACAAUAAAGUUAACAAACAAAAUACACAACACUUCAUCCUGCAACAUUUGUAGGCAAUGUCACAAUGUUUAUGGAACAACAACAUCCUUGGAAUAGUGGCAUGAAAUAAAGCAUACACUCACUGGACAUUUUAUUAGGUACACCUGUGCAGUCUAAUGAAAACACAUUUUGUCAAGAUAAAAAAUACUACAAAGAUAAUUAUAGUUUGAAGAGGUGUAGAAUAUAUUGAUUUUGAUCUCUCUUAAAGGGGACCUGCUGUGCUUUUUCCACUUUUCUGACGCAGACCUAUGUAUCUGGAAGUCCUCGGGAGCACUUGGGAGUCUGCCCAAUCACAGCGGAGUGGGCGUGCCUGGGUGGAAUAAAUUAAAUAGACCGUUUGGGUCAGAAGUAGGAAAUUCAUGGAAACGCUGCACAAACAGGUGCAGAAUCUGGAAGUUCUAGAAAGCUUUAUGUGCAUGUUAUCGUAUAUAUAGCUGCUCUGUAGGAGUCCACAACUUAAUACACAGAAGAAAUGAAGAUAAUAGGUCCCCUUUAACCCGAAUAUUAGGAACAACAUUUGACUCUCAUUGGAUUGUUCAGGUGUAUCUAAUGUCUUUAGAUGUUCUUUCCAAGGUCUUUACAGUACUGUUCUACUAUGGUUAUCUUUUACUGUGCCUUUGCAUUGGAAUUGUCAGAGUAGUGUGUUGUUAUUUAAAUGGACCCAUGCUUGAAGAAAGUGGGUUGAGUUUUUGCACUUUCUCUAUUUCAUGAUUGGACACCAAGUUUAAUUAUGUUUUGACCACAACAAGCAAAUUGUGAUUGAAUAAACUAAACACUUCAAUUAUGAAAGCAGUGUCUUAUCUGCAAAGACUUGGUAUUAAAUAUGGUAUCGGUAUUAAAUAUUAUCAGGGUUUCUGGUUCUUACCUUGUCCUUUUUGCAUACUCCGACAUGUUUUUAAGUUUAGAAUAAGUAAAUUAGAGAGGCUAGCUGAAAUCCAGCUUUAGUUCUGUAAUGUCCCUGCACAUAGGGGUGUUAUUUUAUGUAUACAGGGCUCUAAUGUUAAAACCAUAUUUAGAAAGUCAUAUGGAUUUGUACUUUGUGGUAGUCAUUGGUAAUAACUGUCCUUCUUGGUUGGGCCUGGUUUGUAGUUAAUACAGUAAAGCAGCAAUGCAUUCAUGUAAUAAAGACAAGACAAUUGUCAGAUUUCGGCACAUUUAAUAUAAUUUCAUUAAUCGAUAUAUAUCAACAAACGUUUAUUUCCAGUUAGACUACACAUUCAAACAUAAAUCUAAUAGGAAAAUGCACUACACACUCUUCUCUGCGGAUAAAUAAGUACAUAGAACAUGGAGAAAUUACACUGACAAUGUCGUUUUGUUUACAACAGGUAACAAAAUCCACAAUUCUGCAUCAUUUUUAAUGACUAAACUCCUAAACGUGUUGCUGCUUCCACCUGCAACCUUUGAACCACUUGCAAACAGACCAUUAUGUAAACUAACUUGAACGUUCUUUUUCUUCACAAACCACACACGACGUUAAGACAAACCACCGAUUCAUUUUGCAGGGGGGGCCAUGAUUAGUCUGCGACAGUGCAAUUACAAAGGGCAUUUUUUCCUGCCAUUUAAAUCAUCUACAUACUACUGUACAUGUUUUUAAUAACUGAGGCUUGACAGUUCCAAACUAGUGCAAACGUAAACACGCUACAUUUCAAGUUGUUUUAAUGACAAGUCGUUCAUCGAAACACAAAGCGUCACUUGUACAAAAAAAACAAACAAGCAAACAUUAGCACCAUCAACAGUGAUAUUCACAUUGGGAUAUUUACUCAAAGCACAUCCUCAUGACAAGAUUAUGGUUCCCACCUCCAUCCCUGGAGGGUGGAUUUAAAAAAAAGCCUGUGUUAGUGUGUUAACAUGCCAUGGCUGCUUGGUAGUGAGUCUGCAUCGUGUGGAUGUGUUGUUCUCCCGUGAUGCUGGCCCGGCUGCUUUGAAUCUGCACUUUGUAUCUCAGAGGAGGAGAGCUCAGAAGAUGGUACUCCAGCGUUUGGGGGGUGGACGGGACUUGGUUUCUCCCUGCAGAUGAGAAAGUUGUGACUUAUUUUCUAAAGAUAUCAGCCAAAAACCCCACUCCCGUCAAACUGAGCCUGAGUUGUGGAAUGUAGAUGUGAUUGUCAUAAUUGUUCACAUUUAGUGGGAUGAAACAAAAUAAGUAACAUAUUUUCUGGACUAUAAGUCGCAUCAGUCAAAAAAUGCAUCAUGAAGAAAAAAAAAACAAAUGCAGACUCAACCGUAAUAAGUUAAUUUCCAAGUAGGAUAUUAAUAAAUUAGAGCAAAUCCUGUUUAUGACCUUCUGAGUACAUUUCAUACUUUUAUUAGAGCCCUGUAGACAUGAACUAGCACCCCUAGAGUUACCAUUACACAAUAGCAAGCUGCCGAGGUGUCUGAUAUAUUAACGUAACACAGUUAUUCUGCUAGGGUGGCACGGCGGUCGAGUGGUUAGCGCGCAGACAGCUAGGAGACCAGGGUUCAAUUCCACCCACGGCCAUCUCUGUGUGGAGUUUGCAUGUUCUCCCCGUGCAUGCGUGGAUUUUCUCCGGGUACUCCGGUUUCCUCCCACAUUCCAAAAACAUGCUAGGUUAAUUGGCCACUCCAAAUUGUCCAUAGGUAUGAAUGUGAGUGUGAAUGGUUGUUUGUCUAUAUGUGCCCUGCACCCCCCGCGACCCUCGUGAGGAAAAAGCGGUCGAAAAUAAAUGAAUGAAUCAGUUAUUCUGCUAUGUGAGUGUGAAUGGUUGUUUGUCUAUAUGUGUCCUGUGAUUGGCUGGCGACCAGUCCAGGGUGUACCCCGCCUCUCGCCUGAAUACAGCUGGGAUAGGCUCCAGCACCCCUCGCGACCCUCGUGAGGAAAAAGCGGUAGAAAAUGAAUGAAUGAAUGAGUUAUUCUGCUAUGUGAGUGUGAAUGGUUGUUUGUCUAUAUGUGCACUGUGAUUGGCUGGCGACCAGUCCAGGGUGUACCCUGCCUCUCGCAACCCCCGCGACCCUUGUGAGGAUAAGCGGUAGAAAAUGAAUGAAUGAACAAGCCAGUGAGUCCAACUAGCAAGUUACCAGUAAGCAAGUUCACCAAGCUUCCGAUCUCAUUCCACAUCACACAAUUCAUUGAAUUCUCCAACCUCUGUGUCGCUAUCCUAGAGCACCCUCCUGUGGCUGUCGAUGGUAAUGUCCCUCCUUGGUGACUAUGAAUUAACGUUUGACAUAAAGGGACUUCUAUGAAAAUAAGUGCAACUCAAAGUCCAGAAAAUACAGGAGAUGGAAUUUUACAAUAGGUUGAUAAACGUACGUGUAUCCCAAUGUUAUUAGUUUAUUAGGAUGACAUGAGUCUACAAACUGUUUAUUUAAUUACGUAUCUGCUACUCACUGCUGUUGGAUGAGAACAUCACUGGUGCAAAACACAGAUUGGAAAGUUUUCAAUCAGGUUCCUCAGGUUUCAAAAAUACUGAAUAUCAGUCGUGAUUGGAAGCUCACCAGGUUGAAGAUUCUGGACAGUGUGCUUUGCUCCCUGCGUCGUCUGACUGGUGACUUUGCGCUCUCUGCACGCGGUGACGAAGCCUAGAAAAAGAUGCUGCAUGAGCUCAGGUGGCCGCCUGAUAGCUUCUUUGGAGAAUUUUUUUCUAAUUUGCUUGAGCUUCUCUUAAAUGUUUAAUUUGUAAGCUAAUGCAAGGCAUUAUUUAGCAGGUUGUAUUGUCUACUUUGUAUUUAAUACAGAGCAGAUGAAAUUGCUAUGUGUAUGUAUGUUUUUACAUAAACACAGCAAUGUUAGUCAAUGACGUGUGGAGUCACGUGACUUGGAUUCGAGUCACAAUUUAGAUGACUUUGGACUUGACUUGACAAUACCAUCAAAGACUUGCAACUGACUUGACUCAGACUUUAGUGUGAUGACUUGAAAAUAAAAUGUAUACAGUGACAGUAGCGUGACAGUUUUGUCAUUUCUGGCAAUACACUGCCUCAUUGAUUGUAUAUGUUAACGUCCAAUCAGAUUAGAACAAAAACCUGAGACUUGACUUGACUGUGGGUUACGGUUAUGUUUGAGUACUACGAACUCUGCCCAGCGACACAAUAUCACCGUCACCCUUGAUUAUCAUUGAUUAUAUGACCAUAGGAGCCAUUUAAGUGUAUGCGCGAGUUAAUCAGCAACACUGUAAUAAAACACAAUAUGAAAAAUGACAAAUCACUGCGAGGCAGUAGAACCAUGAGAUUGAAGGGAAUGUUGACAUCCAUGAUACUGUACAAACAAAGUAAGGGAGUCAAUCAGUGUCACAUCACAAGUACAAGAGGACAUCUGAGGUGAUGGGCACAUGAGGAAACAGAUGGAUGGAUGAGUCCUCUCAGGCAGAGAGAGAGAGAAAGAGAGAGAUUUGUGGAAGGAAAGAAGCGAGGAAGGAGCUUGAGGCAGGCCAAGAGCUCCUACAAGAAAAUGGAGAUUACCAGUUGUGCGUCAUAAAGAGUUGAGCAGUGUCAAAGUCAUCCAGAAGCAGAGAGUCGCUCUGGGUUGAAGCAAACAAGGGGACAUUGAGAUGUCAAGCCUGUAUUUUUAGUUCAUUUCGCUGGUGAAUAGAAGAAAAUAAUUCUUUGUAAUCCCACAUGAAACAAGUCCAGCAGGCGUUUACUGCAGGUCCUCACAAAAGCACCUUAUUGUGAGCUACAAGGGAAUUAUUUUUUCCGCUAUUUUCUUUUAUUAUGGCCCAGAAAUGACAACUUCCUUCAUUCAUUUUCUACCGCUUUUUUUCAUCACAAGGGUCGCGGGUGGUGCUGGAGCCUAUCCCAGCUGUCUUUGAGCAAGAGGCGGGGUACACCCUGGCACAUAUAG
Messenger RNA from Doryrhamphus excisus (bluestripe pipefish), 8270 nucleotides. It is a transcript of the gene zbtb22a, whose product is annotated as zinc finger and BTB domain containing 22a. The record is from RefSeq and is a predicted model, not a curated record. Gene Ontology annotation, biological process: regulation of transcription by RNA polymerase II. Lineage: Eukaryota; Metazoa; Chordata; Actinopteri; Syngnathiformes; Syngnathidae. Gene Ontology annotation, molecular function: protein binding; DNA-binding transcription factor activity, RNA polymerase II-specific; RNA polymerase II cis-regulatory region sequence-specific DNA binding.